CAAUCGUGGUCAAAAUAUAUCGAACAGAAUUCAGACCCGCGUCACUCUCGCCCACUCUCUUCUCUACAAUUCUCUCUUCCUCUCUCUCUUCUCUGCGAUUCUCUCUCUCCCUCUCCCUCCGACAAUGGCAUCGACGAUUCCCGAAAACCUUACGCGAGACCAGUACGUGUUUCUGGCGAAGCUGUCCGAGCAAGCCGAGCGUUAUGAGGAAAUGGUCCAGUUCAUGCAGAAGCUGGUGCUCGGCUCGACACCGGCAUCGGAACUCUCCGUUGAAGAGCGGAACCUGCUCUCCGUGGCCUACAAGAACGUCAUCGGUUCUCUCCGAGCCGCGUGGCGUAUCGUCUCCUCGAUAGAACAGAAAGAGGAGGGGCGGAAGAACGAGGAACACGUUACCCUAGUCAAGGACUAUAGAUCCAAGGUUGAGUCCGAGCUCUCCCAGGUCUGCGACAGCAUUCUCAGGCUUCUCGACUCUAAUCUCGUGCCCUCGGCCUCAGCCAGCGAGUCCAAGGUCUUCUAUUUGAAGAUGAAGGGGGAUUACCAUCGCUACAUGGCCGAGUUCAAGUCCGGCGAUGAGAGGAAAGCCGCUGCCGAGGAUACCAUGCUCGCGUACAAGGCUGCUCAGGAUGUUGCGGCCGCAGAUCUUGCGCCAACGCAUCCGAUCAGGUUAGGUCUAGCGCUCAAUUUCUCUGUUUUCUACUUCGAGAUUCUCAAUCAGUCAGAUAAAGCGUGUAACAUGGCUAAACAGGCAUUUGAGGAAGCCAUUGCUGAGCUAGACACUUUGGGAGAAGAAUCAUACAAGGACAGCACUCUCAUUAUGCAACUUUUAAGGGACAACCUAACACUUUGGACUUCUGAUGCACAGGACCAGUUAGACGAGCCAUAGAACAAGUAUGGUCCUAUGCUUCUUCUGAAGGAGGUGGUGGCUUGGAAUGUCAUUUGUGUGCUGAUUAAAAAGUGUGUAAUAUAUGGAAGGUUCUGGGUAUCAACCCAUAACAUAUGUCUUAAACAUUCAAACCAAAACUUGUUCUUAAGAUUUUUGGAAUUGGUAUGGAAAGGGUAGAUUUCAAGAGUA
This is a messenger RNA of Carya illinoinensis, 1072 nucleotides long. Its product is annotated as 14-3-3-like protein B. The record is from RefSeq and is a predicted model, not a curated record. Lineage: Eukaryota; Viridiplantae; Streptophyta; Magnoliopsida; Fagales; Juglandaceae. Gene Ontology annotation, biological process: signal transduction. The transcript is spliced from 4 exons. Bases 125 to 883 code for a protein of 252 amino acids. Gene Ontology annotation, cellular component: cytoplasm.